AUGCCCGAACACCUUGAGCUUCAGCAGUUAGUGGACGGUGUGUUGCAAGGCUCAACGCGCCAUCGGUCACUCUCGUGGCUACAAUGCUCAUGUCCUUAUCUGGGAAUCAUAUUAGCGACUGUGUCCUCGUUUUUCUUUUCCCUUUGUUCCGUCAUCGUUAAGGGGUUGGUUGAUGUAAACCCAAUCGAGCUAGCCACAUUCAGGUUUAUUGGGGUGUUGUUACCCUCGAUACCGAUUGCAAUUUACCGAGAAGAAAGUUUUUAUCCAGAAGGCAAACGUAUCAUAUUAAUACUGCGUUGUUUCGUUGGCACUACAGGACUAAUGCUUAGUUUCUACGCGUUCCGGCACAUGCCAUUGGCGGAUGCAUCGGUGAUAAUUUUUUCUACUCCGGUAUUUGUUGCUAUUUUUGCACGGUUAUUUCUCCGGGAAGCUUGCGGAAUGUUUAAUGUCAUUACUAUCGUGCUAACGUUAAUAGGCGUAGUUUUAAUCACUAAACCACCAUUCCUAUUUGGCGAAAAUCAUGUGUCGAUAGUGGACGAACAGAUCAUGGAAUCCAGUUACGACAUUUGGGGGCCGGUAGCUGCACUUUCGUCGACUCUCUUUGGCGCAAAUGCAUACGUUUUGCUCCGUGCCCUGAAAGGGCUUCAUUUCUCUGUUAUUAUGUCGAACUUUGGCGCUUUUGCCUUAUUCUACACGCUGAUAGUGUGUUAUUACAUUGGAGCUCUUUGCUGGCCCCUAUGUGGAACAGAUCGUUUUCUUGUUAUAGCGUUAGCUCUUUUUAGUUUCGGCGGCCAAAUACUGCUUACUCUUGCUUUACAAUAUGAACAAGCGGGCCCCGUAGCGAUAGCACGGUCUGCCGACAUUGUUUUCGCUUUCAUUUGGCAGAUUAUGUUUUUCAAGGAAACUCCUAGCCUUUACUCGGUGCUCGGUGCUCUACUCGUUGUUAGCUCGGUCAUUUUGUCCGGGCUACGGAAAUGGGCUCUGGCACUACCAAGAGAUUCGGAAACAAGAAAAAAGUUGCAGUUUUUAUAUUUAGAAUAG
Anopheles nili is the source of this 1041-nucleotide messenger RNA. Its product is annotated as solute carrier family 35 member G1. The transcript is spliced from 2 exons. Lineage: Eukaryota; Metazoa; Arthropoda; Insecta; Diptera; Culicidae. Gene Ontology annotation, cellular component: membrane. The coding region runs from base 1 to 1041 and encodes 346 amino acids. The record is from RefSeq and is a predicted model, not a curated record.